This is a messenger RNA of Hyla sarda, 951 nucleotides long. RefSeq names its product olfactory receptor 12D1-like. Bases 1 to 951 code for a protein of 316 amino acids. Gene Ontology annotation, molecular function: olfactory receptor activity; G protein-coupled receptor activity. Gene Ontology annotation, cellular component: membrane. The record is from RefSeq and is a predicted model, not a curated record. The transcript has a single exon. Gene Ontology annotation, biological process: G protein-coupled receptor signaling pathway. Lineage: Eukaryota; Metazoa; Chordata; Amphibia; Anura; Hylidae.
AUGGACUUGGCAAAUGAGACCCACAUCUCUGACUUCGUCUUGCUCGGCUUGACGGAACUAGAGAAUCUUCAAGUUGUUCUGUUCAUAUUGUUCUCGAUGUUUUACCUAAUCAACUUGAUAGGCAACCUUUCCAUCAUGGUCAUUACUGUGAUAGACACAAGCCUCCAUACUCCCAUGUAUUACUUUUUGUGGCAUUUGUCAUUUCUAGAUAUUUGUUUCUCUUCCGUGGCUGUUCCCAAGAUGCUUAGCGACUUUUUGACCUUAGAAAAGACCAUCUCUUUUGCUGGCUGCAUUUGCCAGAUGCAUUUCUUCCAUUUUUUGGGAAGCACAGAAGUCAUGCUCCUAACCGCCAUGUCAUAUGAUCGGUAUGUGGCUAUUGGAAACCCAUUGCGUUAUUCUGCAAUCAUGAAUACUAAAGUCUGUCGGUGUUUGUCUUUCUGCUCGUGGAUUACCGGAUAUUUCCAUUCCCUAUUACAUACACUGAUGGCAGCCAAACUCCCGUUUUGCGAACCAAAUUUGGUGAAGCAUUUUUUCUGUGAUAUCAAACCAGUGCUUAAACUGGCCUGUGCCGAUACUUCUCUCAAUCUGAAGCUUCUCACAAGAGUCACCGGAACAUUGGCCACGACAACUUUACUACUAACUCUUCUCUCCUACGUUUUUAUUAUCAAAUUUCUCCUAAAGAUACGGACUCUUGAAGGCCGAAAGCGGGCGUUCUCUACCUGUAGUGCUCAUCUUACUGUUGUAUUUCUGCUAUACGGAACGGCAAUUUUUACAUAUUCACGACCGUCGACGCAAGAGUCUUUAGAUCAAGACCGUGCAGCCGCUGUUCUCUUCACUGUUAUAACUCCAGCCUUAAAUCCAAUAAUAUAUACACUAAGGAACAAAGAUAUGAAGAAAGCCAUGAAGAGGGUUGUUAACAAUAUGUUUUUGAGUAUAAGAAUGAUGCUUUAG